Messenger RNA from Phyllostomus hastatus (greater spear-nosed bat), 8929 nucleotides. It is a transcript of the gene ONECUT1, whose product is annotated as one cut homeobox 1. Lineage: Eukaryota; Metazoa; Chordata; Mammalia; Chiroptera; Phyllostomidae. Bases 265 to 1662 code for a protein of 465 amino acids. Gene Ontology annotation, biological process: regulation of transcription by RNA polymerase II. Gene Ontology annotation, cellular component: nucleus. Gene Ontology annotation, molecular function: RNA polymerase II cis-regulatory region sequence-specific DNA binding; DNA-binding transcription factor activity, RNA polymerase II-specific. The record is from RefSeq and is a predicted model, not a curated record. The transcript is spliced from 2 exons.
GGGACACGGCGCUCACCCAACUGCGCUGAUCCUUUUUGGAAAUUAAUAUUAAAAAAAAAAAAAGGAGCCGAGAACGCAGAGGGGAAGGUGGGGGCAAGAGGGAAGGCAAGACACUCAGAGAGGGAGACAGAGCCCCACAGUGAGAGGAAGGAAAGAAGGCAACAGUCGCCGGCAGCUGAUGUGAAGACGGGACUCCGCGCGCCCUUUGCCGCCUCUGUCCGGCCUCAUCGAUGUUGUGUCCGCCGCCCGCUCGCCCGGAUCACGAUGAAUGCGCAGCUGACCAUGGAGGCGAUCGGCGAGCUGCACGGGGUGAGCCAUGAGCCGGUGCCCGCUCCUGCCGACCUGCUGGGCGGCAGCCCCCACGCGCGAAGCUCCGUGGCGCACCGCGGCAGCCACCUGCCCCCCGCGCACCCGCGCUCCAUGGGCAUGGCGUCCCUCCUGGACGGCGGCGGCGGCAGUGGCGAUUACCACCACCACCACCGGGCCCCCGAACACAGCCUAGCCGGCCCCCUGCACCCUACGAUGACCAUGGCCUGCGAGACUCCCCCAGGUAUGAGCAUGCCCACAACCUACACCACUUUAACCCCUCUGCAGCCGCUGCCGCCCAUCUCCACCGUGUCGGACAAGUUCCCCCACCAUCACCAUCACCACCAUCACCACCACCACCCGCACCACCACCAGCGCCUGGCGGGCAAUGUGAGCGGUAGCUUCACGCUCAUGCGGGACGAGCGCGGGCUGGCCUCCAUGAAUAACCUCUAUACCCCAUACCACAAGGACGUGGCUGGCAUGGGCCAGAGCCUCUCGCCCCUCUCCGGUUCCGGUCUGGGCGGUAUCCACAACUCCCAGCAAGGGCUCCCCCACUAUGCUCACCCGGGCGCAGCCAUGCCCACUGACAAGAUGCUCACCCCCAACGGCUUCGAAGCCCACCACCCAGCCAUGCUCGGCCGUCACGGGGAGCAGCACCUCACGCCCACUUCGGCCGGCAUGGUACCCAUCAACGGCCUUCCUCCGCACCACCCCCAUGCCCACCUGAACGCCCAGAGCCACGGGCAGCUCCUGGGCACAGCCCGGGAGCCCAACCCUUCCGUGACGGGUACGCAGGUCAGCAAUGGAAGUAAUUCAGGGCAGAUGGAAGAGAUCAAUACCAAAGAGGUGGCGCAGCGUAUCACCACCGAGCUCAAGCGCUACAGCAUCCCACAGGCCAUCUUCGCGCAGAGGGUGCUCUGCCGCUCCCAAGGGACCCUCUCGGACCUGCUGCGCAACCCCAAACCUUGGAGCAAACUCAAGUCCGGCCGGGAGACCUUCCGGAGAAUGUGGAAGUGGCUGCAGGAGCCGGAAUUCCAGCGCAUGUCUGCGCUCCGCUUAGCAGCGUGCAAAAGGAAAGAGCAAGAACACGGGAAGGAUAGAGGCAACACACCCAAAAAGCCCAGAUUGGUCUUCACAGAUGUCCAGCGUCGAACUCUACAUGCAAUAUUCAAGGAAAAUAAGCGUCCAUCCAAAGAAUUGCAAAUCACCAUUUCCCAGCAGCUGGGGCUGGAGCUGAGCACCGUCAGCAACUUCUUCAUGAAUGCGAGGAGGAGGAGCCUGGACAAGUGGCAGGACGAGGGCAGCUCCAACUCUGGCAACUCAUCCUCUUCAUCAAGCACUUGUACCAAAGCAUGAAGGAAUAACCACGAACUAAAACCUCGGUGGAAAAGCUUUAAAGAAAAAAAAUUUUUAAAAGACCAGGACCUCAAGAUAGCAGGUUUAUACUUAGAAAUAUUUGAAGAAGAAAAAAAUUGUUAUUUAUAGUCCAAAGAAACCAAAGACUUAGCUCACCUGCAUUCUAACUUUGUUCAGAGACACACACUUCAGCGGGGCAACGACUUGGCAAGAAUUAUGAGCAGGAAAACACCACUGGAUCUUACACCUUCAGUCCAUGGUCAUUCUCACUGUGCUUGGCUGUUCUGUGGUUUGGAGCAUAGUGGUAUUGAGCCAUCAAGUGGACAUCUUUCAAGAUCAGACUUUCUCAUCUGUUCCACCAUGCCACAAAGGUGUCUGGUGUCUCAGUACUGUGUGUAUGGGUGCGUGCAUGUGCCCACAUACACACCACCAGUGGUUAGGGACUUAGGCAGGGCUGGUCUUUAGGAAGGGUUGUACUGUAGGAGUGCAACCAGCAGUGUGGGGUUGUCUGAGUUCAUUGGGUUCAGAGUGUGAUUUUGCUCAUCUAGCCUAUUGUUUGAACCUGCCAGGCCCGCAACCUAAACGCAGAUUCAAACCCAGCAAAGAAAAUUUGAAUGACACCUAAACUAGUGCAUUCUCUUUGUUUGUUAAGGAAUGUUCAAAUGUUUUUUAAGAAAUGAAACAAGAGUCCAUCCAUUAAAAAAAAAAUCACCUAGGUACCAAAGAACACACUGAAUAUUAAAGUGCAGGUAUUUUAUUGCAAUGAUUUUAAUAACCAAAGCUAUUUUUACACAAGAUACUAUGUAAAGUUAUACGUAUGAACUGAUCUAGCUGUAAUACACAUGCCACAUAGAAUCAUGACUAUUAUUUAUGACUCUUGAAGCAUUUGAAAUACUCGUUUUCAGAACUGGCAAGAAAGAAUGUAGCUUCAGGGAAGCAAUUAAUACCAUAACAGAGAGGGCGAUGCAGCAUACAUGUACACCCAGAUGGCACACUCCCUUUCGGGAUCCAUAAGCAUCACUUCAGUAGACAUAUAACAUGAUUCCAGAAUCUGUUUAUAGCUGAGAAAACCUGGGGGUUCCUCCAAAGUAGGAUCCCAUUUGUAAACUGGAGAACAAAAUUUCACACAGUAGGUAACUGAAUUAGAAAAUUUGUUCAAAGUAAUGCUUUUUUAAUAAAAAGAUCAUGAAAUAAAGGACUCCCUACUUAGAUAUUAAUUUAACAAAUCUGUGUGCAGAACAACAUGCAGAACAUUAGUGAGAUUAUUAUUAAAAUGAACUAUCCAAUAUCUGUAAUCAUUCUAAAAAUAUAAUCAAACCAUUUUUAUUGCUAAUCCCAGACAUUUUAUAAAGACUUGGGCAUCCAUAAAAAAAAGCAGGUAUAACCAAGAAAUGGUGGAACGUAGACAAAGCCAGAGUCCCAGUGGGAGACAAGACUUUGGGUUCCAGAGGUCUUGGGCUGUUUAUCUGAUUAAGCAUAGCCUCCAAAGCAUACUACAUUCUCUCUUGCUACUACAUUAAGCUGGAAAUUUUAUAACAUAGAUUCUACUUUCUAACAGGGACAGAUAAAAACUAGACCUCAACCUCCAAAUAUAAAAAUUUAAAUUUCUAUUUUCCCAAAUUACCUAACCAGGGCCAUAGAAAUCAAAGCAAGAAAGAAAACAAAAGAAAAACUACCAAAAGAUAAUGCCAUGGUACUAGUAGUACCUGAAUGAAUCGCUUGAUUUUCACCCCAAAUUCUAUCUGAAUUCCAUUGAAUUGUCACUUAUACAAGUGGAAGUCUUUUGUACUAUUAGGUAAAAAACUGGGUAUUCUUGGUUAGUUAGCAUAUCUAACUAGAAAUAUAAAAUUAAAUAUUAUCUCAACAAUAAGGUGUUUACUGAAAUUCAUUAAAAUGCUAAAGAAAAAAGAUGAAACCAUUUUGAAAUAAAAUCUAACUCCUUAGGUUCAAAUCCCAGCACCUUGUCGAGGUCUAGAAGAGGCAGGCGCCUGGAGAGAUGAGGCAAAACCAAUGAGCCACCUGUGUGUCUGCUACAGCAUGAGGAAAGGAAAUCAACACAUACUUCCCCUUUAAUGAAAUAGCGCAUUUGCCUUGACACAUUCUAUUUUCUUUAUCUUGCCCUAAAUUCCAGCUUAAAAUUUUCCCUUCUAAAUAUGGCACAAUUACAAUUGAGGUAUUAAAAGAGACAAUUUAAAAGGUCACCCUCCAGAUUUGCUGAAAAUUUAAUCUUGUUAAUAACAUAAACUGAAAGGAAAAAACUGAUUUACUUUUUUUCUCUCUCCAGGAAUAGAGGGGCCAGGAGUAGAGCUAUAUAAUAUAUUUCUACUUAGGAGGGAGGAAAGCCUUAUUUAUUUAAAACAUGAGAAUUUUAAAUGCAGGGAAAUUCAAGCUGUGUCUACACCUAAUCUUACCAAAUUCAAUACCCCAGGAAAAACAAAAGUUGAAUUCAGACAACCAUGGUUUUUUCUUUGCUUUGUUUGUACACAUAACCCUCUCAAAUUAAUGUGAUUGCAUUUUAAAUUUUCAACCAGUUACUUUGGUACUAUGUAGACACAGUCUCAAAGAAUAUCAUUACAUUUUAAAUAUUCUCACCAUAAUAGUUUUUUGAAAAAUAACCAGUGAUUCUAUUUGCUAACACCAAAGAUAAUUUUCAUACCAGCAUUGAAUGUGCACCCAUUAUGCAAUUUCAGGGCCAAGAGAUAUAUUUUCUCAUAAACAGAUGCACAAAUCCGAGCCUGAAAAGCAAUUUUUUUACUUGACUAUUUAAGCAUCCUCACAACCACUGCUUCUUAGAAAUCAUAAUGGACAAACUCAGCUUCUCACAAGCAAUACACUUAUUCCAUCACAUAUGACUGAUUCUGUUUUGCUUCUGACUUGUCACCUAGAAAAUGCUUCCAUUCCUGCUUCACAUCGCAUUGAUUUAUGGCUCAGGUUCUAAACUCUCCACAACCAAGCAGAUCACACGCCAUUUAUUCAACCAUCAUUUCUCAGUCCUUGAACAGAAUUCACCUAAAAAGACAUCUCAUUCUUCUAUUUGUAUGUUUGUUUAUUCCAAAACUGCACUUCAAAUAAUACAUUUUGGGUUUUGUUUUGUUGGGGUUUUUUUAGAAUGGAAGUUAGACUGUUUGGAGCCAUAGGUCAUUUAUGUCCUCUCACAAGUAGAAGCUUCCCUGAAAGGGAGCCAAGAGAAAGAGUAGGAAGUCUGGACACCCCCAAAACUCAGUAAAUGUUCAAGUAAAACAAUGCUGAAAAUCAGGAGCUGAGUGUUCCAGUCCUGGAUGUAGUGGGAAUAGACCCCAAAACCAAAGAAAAUGUGUGGGGAAAUUCAGAAGUUCUAACUGAACAUGUCACUCACUCUCCCCCCUGCCCCCAAAAAGCAUAAUUAAUUUUCCAGGAAAAAAAGUAAAAGCACUAUGCUACAUUUGGACUCAUGCCCGUCCCAUUGCUACCCCAGGUGAAUGACCCAUCUUUGCAGAUUAAAUGCAAACUUUGCUAUACCAAAGAGUCCUAGGACAUUUUCUCAUGAGCUAUAAAGGCAUUUUCCCUAAAAAAGGUUCUCCCUUCUUUGUACAUAAAGCAUGAAAACUAUGCAUUUAGCAAACAAAGAGAAAGCACUUCUCCCUUUCCGAUCUAGUUGUUUAGGGUGCAUUCAAAUACCAGAGGCCAUUUUGAGAUGCUGUUGGCCUUCUGGAUUUUUCUUGUGGUGUGGUUAGCUUUACAGUGCAUUUGGUAACUAUUUCCUAAAUAAGAAGGACAAAGAAGCAGAAGGUAAGAAAUAGCUACUUCCACGUGUAAAAAAAAAAGUGUAAAGAUCUACUAUUUAUAGUGUGAACCAAAGACGCUACCUCACUCGAUUUCCAUUGGUGAUUUUAAUCACAUUGAUAUGAUACCAAAGAAUACCAAAGAUAUUUUCAUGCACGGCCUCCGUCUGCAGAGGGAACUCCGCCCCGGUCCCUUCUCCCACCUCCUUGCCCCUCCUCACUCUUCACUCAGUGUGUAAACUUGUCUUCAUUCUUAAUAAUAAUGAUACGACAACAACAACAACAUUAGGAAAUACUACUCUUACUACUGCUAGUUCUACUUGUAAAUCUCUAGGCAAACAUGUUGCAAACUUUGUAAACUCCUAGGACGAGUGCCUUGCUUGAACCAAAGUGUUAAACCGCUGUUGACCUCUCUCACCUUAUACUCUUUGAAUACCUCAGCCUCUUAGAAAGGCCACUAAUGAAAAAAAAAAAGAAGGAAUAAUUAUUCACCGUGGUGCUUUUUCCGUGCAACCAUGCAAUGAAACUUUCUUUGAUACCAAAGGAUGACUUUUUUCCCCCAAUUUCUUGCUGAUAAACCAAAGCUCCUCCUCCUAGUUCCCCUCUGAGGUCCCCCACUUCACGGAGUCCCUUCCCCAGGCAGGCCGUGCACCACUUUUACCAAUUCCUCCAAAUACCUCAUAGUGAUGACGUUUUAGGGUUAUGUUGUAUAGAGAGUUUAUGUGAUGAGGCAGAACUUACUAGUUUGAUAAUUGUUAAGGUUACUUUUAAAAGAAACUUUAUAAUUCUUAUUUAUUUUGUAGCUUGUACGUUUGGGAUGUCCGCUCCCUCCCCGCUUCGGUUUGGGGUUUAUUUUCUUGGCAGAACUGCUCUGUUGCUCAAGGAAGACUUAAUUUCUGGAAACGUUCCCCACGUGGGUUAAGGGUUGUGUAAAAAUGCAAGAAUGGAAUAAGAAAUGCUUUUCACUUUGAUGGUUACUUAUGAAGUUUUUGUGUUUCGUAGUAAAUUUGUUUCCACAGGGUAAAAAAAAAAGUAUAUAUAUAUAUAUAUAUAAUCUCUUUUUUGUGAAACUGGUUCCUAUUUUCUCUAUAAUGUGCUGUGAUUUUUUAAUUUAAUUACAUUUUAUAUGAGCUUAUUUAAUCACUGCUUUAAUUUAUGACUGUGUAGUUUUUAAAAUGUAUAUAGUAGAAUCCAAAUGGCCAAAGCUUUAUGUUACACAAUCUUUUUGUUCUUGACGCUAAGAUAAGCUGAAGGCAAGAGCUUCUCUUAACUGCAGGGUGUAUCUUUAGCUUUUUCUUAGCGGGCACUUCCACACGUGUUGUGAACACUGCCAGUCCCCCCUCAGAAACCUGUACAUGCCAAAGUGAGUGUUCGAAGGUAGUCCUUUUUGUCACUUAGAAAGAAGAAAGGCAUUAUUCGUGUUCUUCCUUUAACUUAUUAAUUUUUUUAAAGAAAAGAUUACUUUGCAGGUUAGACCUGAAAUUCCAAAGAAUUUAAGACUAGUUUAAUGUUCCAAAGCACCGGCAUCUGUGAGAUACUUUGCUACUUUUUUUUUUAAGCCAUUCGCACGGGUAUGAGAAGUAAAGAGUGUAAAAACUCAAAAAGACAAGCUAACUUGAAUUUGGAAAUCCUGUUAAGUUUCACCAAGUUUCUGAAUUUCUUCAAGGCAGGGGGCAGGUCCUGAGGACACAGUUCCUUCAGCAGAGCCCAGAGGAAUAUAGAAUGGCUUCAUGCCCUUACAGAGGAAGUCGAGGCUGAGGGGCAGCUGACCUGGCCCCUGCCCCACGGGCUAACCCAUGGAAAACGCAAAACAUGAUUGCUCAGCCCCAGUGAUCAGUCAGGUUUAAGGACAACGUUUCACAGUGACAUGUUCCACCCCCACGUCUGUUUCUUGGAAUCUGCUGCUCACAAUUCCCACCCCCACCUCAUACGCCUGCCCAUCAAAACUGAAAGAAUUCUCCUCAAAUGUCAGAGUCCCCUGGUGAAUGUAUCCCAGGCCUAUUUGAGUUUGUCUCUUCUCACACAUCUUACUACUAGUUUUCUUUCCACGCAGCACAGGCGGUCCCUGCCUCAGGCCCCCUUUGCCAUCGCGGCUGUUCAGGUACUGGGCCCCACUUUACUGUAGAUCUGCACACAGAAUCCUCUGCCGAUUCGUGGCACCCUCAGAAGACCCCGUGCCCACUAUUUUGUUUUAUUUUGCUGAAAUAAGUUGCUUCAACUACAUGGCAUAAAUCCAUAAAUGUAAAUACUUUUCCUCUCAAUACAAAAAAUUUAUAUGAUUUUCUUUGGCAGGGGUGUUUGGGGUGGGGAAGGAAAGGGAGGGCUUAGACUUUGGAUCAAAGGUUACGUUUUCUUAGAAGCAUUUUUAUACUCAUUUUGUGUUUUAGUCAGGCAAUAAAUCUGCUCUGAGUUGCUGGAUCAUUCUGUGCUCUGUCGGUAAGCAUGGACGGAUUUGUUUUUAAUUCGAACGCCGUGCGGUGAGUUACAGAAAGCCCAGGAGAAUGGUGGAGGGAGAAGACUAACCGUCAGCGGGGAACCGCUGAACCGAGUGGUAUUCAUGAGGUCGCAGUUCCUGUUUCUAUGUUAGUCUGGAUUUUUCAUGGUAUGUUCUGCAUUUAUUGCAUAAUCUUUAUGGGCUCAUUUUAGAUAUGCCGUCUGAACCAAGUGACAAGUAUUUUUUAACAAAAUAAACUUUAAAACAUUGUCUUCCACUUGCUUCGGUAGUCGUCUUCAUACUCCCUGUGUUUCUUGUCCCUUCUGAAGUCAGCCCACCUGUCUCUCACUUAGACUGUCCCUUCUUUGCUGUUGUUUGAGUGUGACACAGUUUCCCUGUUCAAGUUAGCUUGAUGGUUUAUUGUGUAAGGAGGGUGCCUAAGACAAUCAUCAGGUAAAAAUAAAUAAAAAUAAAAUGAAAAAAAAAAGAUCAGUAGAGUAGAAAAUCUUCCAAGAGCAGAGGGAGUUCUUCCUUAGCAAUAGGGGGAAAAAAGAAAAGGUAAAUACAUAAUAAAAUAAUGAAUUAAUUUAAAACCUAACCAUGAGGGGCUUAGAAGAUUUUUGAUAAAAGAAAAAUGUUGCUGUCAUUUCCUUUGUCAAUUAGAAAGCAGUGGUAGCUUCUACGUUGCAUCUACAUUUCAGACAAAAUGAUUAUUGUACCCAGUUAUGGUGGUUUGCUAAUAUUUUGUCUCUCUCUCUUUCUCUGUCCAAUGCUUCUUCUGUAUUUUUGUGUGUAGCAACAAAAAGUGUAAUGCAUUAGGCAUUAUUCUGGUUUGUUUAUGAGUAUUUCCUGUACUGCAUUAAGGUUUCUUUCUCUUUUUUUUAAGCUUCGCUACUGUUCUCACUUUAUGCCGUGCAAUAUCAUCUGCUGUGUUUGCUAAGCAAAAAAGAAAAAAAGAAAAAAAAGCAAGUGAUGAUGCCAUCAUGCUUUUCAGUGUUAAAAUGUUUCAGCAUUUAUGUAGUCACCAAAAUGUAGUAAAUAAAAUGUUGGAUUUUCCAGCACUUUAAAUUUA